CCUCAUAACCCACUCUGUGUGAACAGUGAUUUUCUAUGGUUCUGUUUUCCUCCUUGAGGGGUGGACACUGGAUGAUGGGCCACCAUUUCCACUCUUCAUUUUUUUCAAAGUACCCACGCUGAUAUUAAAGCUAUCUAAGGGAGCAUGAGCCACUUGCAGAACUUAUUGUUAGAUAGUCUCCUGGGAACGAAGCAUGUGGACAGCGCAGCCCUCAUCAAACUACAUGAGCGGAGCGUGUGUGUCUCAUCGCCAGGAUUUAGUCUAAUGCCGAGUGAUGUCCGAACACUUGUGAAUGGAUUUGCCAAAAACCCUUUGCAAACCCGCAGAGAAGGGUUGUAUUUCAAGGAGAAGGAUUACAAAUGCGUCCGGGCAGAUGACUAUUCUCUUUAUGCUAAGAAUGACAACAGAGGUGUGAUUGUUGUGAAGACCCAUCUGUUUCUUCUGGUGGCCACUUAUAUUGAGGGAAUGUAUCCAAGUGUCUGUGUAGAAGCCACAGAGAAACUGGGAGACUAUCUAAGAAAAAAAGGACAUUAAGUUAUAAGAGGACUAUAAAAGACAACUUUUUCAUUUUAGAAGAAAACUAUAGAUCCCAAAGAAACAAUGUCUUAUUUUGUGGUUGGAAAACACAAGGCAGAAGAUACCCAAAAAGAAGACUGAGUUAAGGGGGCAAUUUUUCUUAUUUCAAUAGAUUAUCUUUGAUUGGAAUUACUUGAUUAACUUCUUUUUCUUUAUUGUUAGUUUUGUUUUAUUUUGUUUUGUCUUGGCCAUUGGCAUGGAGUGUGAGAGCACUGAGAAAACUGUUGGGAGUUUUAUCUCUAUGAGGCUCUUGUACUCCUAACACCAGAUAGACCAAGAAUGCAAGGCCCUAACCACUCUUUAUCUAGAUGACUACUCAGAAUGACACUGCAGCAAGCAACCUUUAAAAAUGAUAUGUUUCCCUUCAAGGUAAAGAGCAAACUUGGUCAUUGCUUGCUAUAAAAUAAGUAGAGUCCCUGAGCUCAACAUUCCUCUCCUAUAAUGUAGUUUACUGCAUUUGUGACAUCCCUCUGGUCUAUAUCACCAAUGUGGGAUCUAGAAGUAAGGGGAACUUAAUGCCACCCAGCAAUGGGCCACUAGUCAAAGUGUUAGAUGAACAUUCCAUAUUCCAUCUGAAAACAUUUGGUAUUAUUGACUAUUGUA
Messenger RNA from Urocitellus parryii (Arctic ground squirrel), 1179 nucleotides. RefSeq names its product profilin family member 4 (gene Pfn4). The record is from RefSeq and is a predicted model, not a curated record. NCBI's taxonomy places the organism in Eukaryota, Metazoa, Chordata, Mammalia, Rodentia, Sciuridae. Gene Ontology annotation, molecular function: actin monomer binding. Gene Ontology annotation, cellular component: cell cortex.